GCCGGCCCCGGCGCCGGAGCCACGGACUCCCGCUGUCGCCACUGCCACGGACGCCGGCUCAGCCGCCGCCUCGGCCCCCCGCUGCCUCAGCCGGCCGUCACCAUGAAUCAAGACCUGCAGAAAGAGCGGGCCGGCGCCAGCUUCAACCCGGAGCUGCUCACGAAUGUCCUGGACGGCAGCCCCGAGAACACUCGGCGUCGCCGAGAGAUCGAGAACCUCAUUCUGAAAGACCCAGAUUUCCAGCAUGAGAACUUGAAUUUCCUCAGCCGUAGCCAGCGUUACGAGGUGGCUGUAAAGAAGAGUGCCACCAUGGUGGAGAAGAUGAGGAAGUUUGGCAUCGCAGAUCCUGAUGAAAUUUUGUGGUUUAAAAAACUACAUUUGGUCAAUUUUGUGGAACCUGUGGGCCUCAAUUACUCCAUGUUUAUUCCUACCUUGCUGAAUCAGGGCACCACUGCUCAGCAAGAGAAAUGGCUGCAUUCAUCCAAAGGACUCGAGAUAAUUGGCACCUACGCCCAGACGGAAAUGGGUCACGGAACCCAUCUUCGAGGCUUGGAAACCACAGCCACUUACGACCCUGAAACCCAGGAGUUCAUUCUCAACAGUCCUACUGUAACCUCGAUCAAGUGGUGGCCUGGUGGACUUGGAAAAACUUCGAAUCAUGCUAUUGUACUUGCCCAGCUCAUCACUCAGGGGAAAUGUUAUGGACUACAUGCCUUCAUUGUACCUAUUCGUGAACUUGGGACCCAUAAGCCUUUGCCAGGUAUUACCGUAGGAGACAUUGGCCCCAAAUUUGGCUAUGAUGAGAUGGAUAAUGGCUACUUGAAGAUGGACAGCUAUCGUAUUCCCAGAGAAAACAUGCUGAUGAAACAUGCCCAGGUGAAGCCUGAUGGCACGUACGUAAAACCCCUGAGUAACAAGCUGACCUACGGGACCAUGGUGUUCAUCAGGGCCGUCCUCGUGGGAGAAUCCGCUCGGUGUCUGUCUAAGGCAUGCACCAUUGCCAUCCGAUACAGUGCCGUGAGGCAUCAGUCUGAAAUCAAGCCAGGUGAAGCAGAACCACAGAUUUUGGAUUAUCAAACCCAGCAAUAUAAACUUUUUCCCCUCCUGGCCACUGCCUAUGCCUUCCAGUUUGUAGGCGCAUACAUGAAAGAGACCUAUCAUCGGAUUAAUGAAGACAUCGGCCACGGGGACCUGAGUGAGCUGCCUGAGCUUCACGCGCUCACCGCUGGGCUGAAGGCUUUCACAUCCUGGACAACAAACACUGCUAUUGAAGCCUGUCGGAUGGCCUGUGGCGGGCAUGGCUAUUCUCACUGCAGUGGACUUCCAAAUAUUUACGUCAAUUUUACCCCAACCUGCACCUUCGAGGGGGAAAACACUGUCAUGAUGCUGCAGACGGCCAGGUUCCUGAUGAAAAGUUACGACCAGGUGCACUCAGGCAAGUUGGUAUGUGGCAUGGUGUCCUACUUGAAUGACCUGCCCAGCCAGCGCAUCCAGCCACAGCAGGUGGCCGUCUGGCCAACCGUGGUGGAUAUCAACAGCCCCGACAGCCUGACAGAGGCGUACAAGCUUCGAGCAGCCAGAUUAGUAGAGAUUGCUGCUAAAAACCUUCAGACUGAAGUGAUUCACAGAAAAAGCAAGGAGGUAGCGUGGAACCUAACGUCCAUUGACCUUGUUCGGGCAAGUGAGGCACAUUGCCACUAUGUGGCAGUUAAGCUCUUUACGGAAAAAGUCCUCCAGAUUCAAGAGAAGUCCAUCCAAGCUGUCCUAAGGCGUUUGUGUCUCUUGUAUUCUUUGUAUGGAAUCAGUCAGAAUGCAGGGGAUUUUCUUCAGGGGAGCAUCAUGACAGAGUCUCAGAUCACCCAGGUGAACGAGCGCAUAAAGGAGCUGCUGACUGCGAUUCGCCCUGACGCGGUCGCUCUGGUGGAUGCAUUUGAUUUUCAGGAUGUGACACUGGGCUCUGUGCUUGGCCGCUAUGAUGGGAAUGUGUAUGAAAACUUGUUUGAAUGGGCCAAGAAAUCCCCACUCAACAAAACAGAGGUCCAUGAAUCUUACAAGCACCUAAAGUCACUGCAGUCCAAGCUCUGACAUGGCUUGAUGAUAAGUGCAGUCUGCCCCUGAAAGUAGCUGUUCUCCUUACACCUGUCACACAGAUCUGCAUGGAAUCUUGAUCAAAUUCAGAAAAGCUGUAGAGCAAGUGAUAAAUUGACCCUUUUCCUCUUUUUAUAAAUGAAAAAAGAAAAUGAGCAGAUUUUGCAAAUUAAAGGAAAAAACCAGAUGUGUUUUACAAGUGCAAUUAACACUGAAAGAGACUAUUAAGCAUUCAGAAAAAGCUUUAAGAAAUGCAGUGCAACUUCCAUCUGUAUUGCUGCUGAUCCCAGGAGGCCAGGACUUUUGAUAAUUAGUAAAAUUUAACUACUAAGUAGUUAAUUAUUUUCACAUCUUAAUUGCUAAUCAUUGGAUAUACAAGUGUUUUUAAACAAAGGUGUUUUUUUAAGCAGGUAGAACCCUUCCAAGCUUUCUUGCUCAUGUCCUAACACAGCUGCCAGGGGCCCCGGCUAGAAAGCAUGAGUGAAGAAGAGAGACUGGGGAAAAGAAACUAAUCAGGAAAUCUGUGAGUUCGUGCCUGACGCACUGACACCUUUCCUGCCUGCUUGCCCUCCUUUAUUGAUGUAUUGCUCCUAUCUUAAGUGUUCACAGUAGCAUCUUUCCAACCUGAAGAUAUCUUGAGCACAUGCUCCUGCAGGGUCCCUGCCCUGUGUAAUUCAGAACUAAGCUUCCGUUGGAGGGUUCCCUAAAUGGUCCUCUAGUAGAACUAUAGCUCCCUUUGCCUCAACUUCUCAGGAAGAGGGAGGCAGUCAAGUCAUCUCUACAUAUAACUUUUGGCAACUGAUGAGAUCUCCAGAUCAGUCGUUUUGAUCUCCCUCUCCUGCGAAAGAUGCUAAAGAAAGGAGAAAAAUAGUCACAGUUCCUUCUUAGAAGAAUAAGGGCGUGGAGAGCUAUCAGUUACGGUUACUGUAACUUUGGUGACCAUGGUAACUAUGUUUUCUAGAACAAUCCAGAUUUCCUAUAUUCUGGCACUCUGGCAGAAGCCAUUAAAAUGCUUGGAGGUUACUGUGUCUGGCCUUAGAAAAAUAAAAGCAUCACUCAUUGCCUCUUAUACCCAGGAAAGUCCUUUGACAAACCAUGUGUUCUAAUUUUUUAAUCAGAAAAUAUAAUCAUUGAAACAGUGGCUAAAGGAUGGAAGCUCCAUAGAAUGUUUCUUAGGGUGUAUCUGGUUUUAUUUUCAGUAUGUUUCUAGGAGCUUUAUCUGACUUGCUAAAUUGUCCUUUCAGCUGAGUCUAAUUUAUACAAUCAUUCUAUAUUUAAAAGCUAAACAUGUAUCUCAUGAUGAAUUUUUUCUUCAAAUCAAUGUAAAACAAAUCACUUAAUUUUUUUGUUGUUGUUAACUAUAUUUGUAACCUCUGUCUCAUGAAGCCAGUUGUUCUAGAGUCAGUCUUGAGAAUGUAGUAUGUAAUUCCCUUCUUGGGACCUUACAUAAAAUCUAUCCCAGUGAAACUAGUAAUAGGAGACUUUAAGGUCCAGCAGAAGAAAUACUGCCUUUUGACACAAGCCUUAAUCUUUCCAACAGGAGAACUAAUUGAUAAUUGUGUUAACAUUGAAGUAAAAAAGCACUCUGUAAAUCUCGUAUGGGUAUCUCUUGGGACUAGAUCAGAUUCUGGGAAAUAACAGUAAAUUCAGAUUGCUUAAUAUUAAUCUGUUAAAUAUAGAAUUGUUUCCAGUUAGUGGUUAAAAAUCUUAUUCACAGAGGGCUAACCCAUGGCCAGGACAUGAGGGUUUUUGAAAUGACACCCACACAAUCCAGCUGCAUAGGUCUGGGAUCUAAGCAUUUUGAAACAUGGUGGUGGACUCUGCCAGAGCCACCUUCAGCCCAGCACCGUGAGUUUUAUUUAAAAGCUAGAUCUGAUAUUUACAGUAUUUUUAUUAACAUUGGAAUACUUUGAACUUUAGUCACUGUAAUUAAAGAAUAAAGGUACCAUAAGACCUCAAGAAUUUGUCACUAUCAAGAUGGAAAGAAUGUGCCACAUAAAAUUAGACAUAAGUUUAAAUUAUGAAGAAUUUUAAGAUGUAGAUUUAGGUAACACUAAACAAUAGAAGGAAGGAAGGAGUGAGACCUGCCUGAGCAGAUAGCCCUAAACCUGCCAUGAUGCUGUCUUCGUAGAGUAUCUGGGUGCUCUGUCCAUGCAGGAAUAUGGGUUUGUUGGUUUCUCAUAAAGCAGCAGCAGACCCAACUUGCUGUCCCUUAGAAGCCAGACUUUGCCACAGAUAAGGUUGGUUCUGUUGGGUUCUUUUGUGAGCCAUUUUCAUAAAGAGACAAAUUUCAACCUAAUCUCCAAAAUGAUGAUAAAUCUGAGCAGAAUUAAUGUUUCUAUUUGGAGAAGGAAGUGGCAAUCCACUCCAGUAUUCUUGCCUGGAGAAUCCCAUGGUUGGAGGAGCCUGGUAGGCUACAGUCCACAGGGUCGCAAAGAGUCGGACAUGACUGAGCGACUUCACUUUCACUUUAAUGUUUCUAUUAGAUGAUACUGACAUAACCCUUUGAAGAUUCCUGAGGUUUUUGCUGUUUGUAAUGGAUGAAGUUUGCUACAUCCUGAAGUAUUUGGAUUUCUACUUCAUAUCUACUCAAUAGACACUGAGGUAUACUUCAGUGUUUGGACAUAAGUGACCUCAAAGCACAGUUGGUCCCAAAGCCUUUGUGGGCCUUCCUGUUCUUGUCUUCAGAACAUCAUACCACUAAGUAGCAGUUUAUCUUCAAGAACAUUCACUUAAUUGCAACAUUAACCAUGUUCACAUACUUUCUGAGAACUUACUGGUUGUAAUUUCAGAUAAUAUACACUUGGAGGCAUUUAACCAUUUGUAACAUCUAACGUGUUAUUAGAACUCAAUUCUUGGAUUUUCUACAGUGCAAGGCUUUGGUUGGGGAAAUAUUGAUUCAUAAUCCUUGAGUUCUCUAGGGAACAAAAAUUCCUCUAAUGACUGCUGCUCAGAGUCCUACCCCUUUCUGAGUUCUUUCUAUCCAUCUCAGUAAAAAAAAGACUAGAUGCAGAUGGUAUUGUGCAAGGUAUGCCUGGGGUUAUAGAUUGUCCUCAAGGAGUAGCUCCUGCACCAACUGGAGAGGAGCCUUGCCAGGAAACUGAUGAAUCUACUUGAGGCCAAGAGUCGAGUCUUCUGACUGAAAGGUUUUCAUGGAAAAAUGCAGAGAUCAACUAAUUGAAUAUUUAUUAUUCCAUUCCUAGAGGAUUAGACCAAGUCACCGUAAAUUAAUAAAAUGUCUUUUCAUUUUAAAAUACUGGUAGAGUUUUUGCUUAUAGCUCUCCAAACUCAAAUUUUCCUUAUUAUUCCUGUGGUCCAUGAUAGUAAAUAUAGAAACAUAUAAGGAAAUUUUAGGGUUAUCAGAUGUUAGCCAUUGCAGAUUGCAAAUUCCUAGGUUUCAGGGAAUUUUUUAUUUUUAUUUUGUCUUACAUGUAAGUGGAUUAUCUUGAGGAAAAUCAUGGAACAUUGGGAGGGAUACUAAGAAUUCUGAAGCAAAACAGUUUAACCACAUUACUAUCAACUUGCACAGAUUAGGUAACAACGUGAUUGUCCAUCCUCUGCAUGAUAUUCCAACUGGUGACUGACUGAUUGCUUGUAAACAUUUCCAAUUGCUAUGAAUUCAAGGAAAUUACUUUGGUGCAUAUAAUUUGCUACCUUCUUACCCCUUUAACUGUCACGGUUUGAGUUUGGUUCCUACCUGAUGAAGUGUAUUUAGUAUGUAUUGUUCCACAUGCCUGGCAGGACAUGUCAGUGACGGUGGGAGUACUGGAGGAGGUGCACAGGUUGAAAGACUUGAGUCAUGGUUGGACAGUGGUGACCCACCAACCUUCGAAUAAGCCAAACCACUAACCCCAUCUUCCUUUGUAAAAUUGAAAAAUCCUUAAUAAACUCUGUAAUCAACACAAAAA
Molecule: messenger RNA, 5996 nt
Organism: Dama dama (fallow deer)
Lineage: Eukaryota; Metazoa; Chordata; Mammalia; Artiodactyla; Cervidae
Gene: ACOX1
Product: acyl-CoA oxidase 1
Exons: 14
Coding region: 103-2085 (660 amino acids)
Biological process (GO): lipid homeostasis; very long-chain fatty acid metabolic process; fatty acid beta-oxidation using acyl-CoA oxidase
Cellular component (GO): peroxisome
Molecular function (GO): FAD binding; fatty acid binding
Source: RefSeq, a predicted model, not a curated record